AUGGAAGUUAUAGGUGAGGGAUGUAAAGUGAUUGUUUUAAGAAAAACUGAUUUAGAAGAAGAAAAAACAAAAAUACACAUUGAUAAUUUAAAAAAUUUAUAUAAAGAAUUAGAUAUUGUUAGCUAUGAUACUUCUUUUAAAAAUAUUAUUUUCUUUUAUAUAUAUUUUCAUUUAUUUAAACAUAUACAUUUUUAUAGUUACAUUUUUAUAAAAAAUUCUGUCAUAAAAAUUGUUAAAAAAAAUGAAAUAAAAAAUUUUAAUAUAGCUUUACAACACAACUGGGUGAAAAAAUUAAGUUAUAAUAAAUCAAAAAUAUUUGACAAUAGAUUUUUCGCUUAUAAUAAUUUUGUUGUUUUUUAUCCACAUUUUACGAAAAUUAUAAGAAAAACAAUUGAUUUGUACCAUGAUGAGAAAAAAAAAACUUUAAAAAAAAUACUGAUAAAUAAAAAAAACUCAGAUAGUAUAAUUGAAAAAAAAUUCAGUAAAAUAAAAAAUAUUCCUAAUUAUAUUACAUCAGUAAAAAACAUUUUUAAUUUAAAGAAGGAUAUAUUAAACUAUUUUAAAAAACUAAGUAAUAAUAUUCUUCAGUUUUUAAUAAUAUUUUAUACUAGAAAACUAACAAAAAUAGCUAAUAAAAAAAAGAAAAAUAAGUAUAUGUUUAAAGAAAUUUAUAAUUCUCAUGAUUUUAUUUAUAAUAGUAAUUCUAAAAAAAAUGAUUUUGGUUAUUUAGAAGAAAAUUUAUUCUCCACUCCAUCAUAUAUUUUAGGAAAUGAGAAAAAUAAUAAAAUGAACACUAUAUUGAAUAAGAAGAAUAGAAAUAAAAAUGAAAAAUAUGUAAAUGAUAAAAUACAAAAUAAAACAAAGAAGAAUAUUAUUAACCAUAACAAUGAGCAUAAUGACAUAUUAAAUUCAUCAAAGAAAGAUAUAAAAGGAAUAUACAAAAUAGAUAAAAUUUAUAAUAGUAAUGUUUUUAAUAAUAAUGAUGAAAAGAAAAUAGAAAAAUUGGAUGAUAUGUAUAUAAGUAUUGAACUCAAAUUAAAAUGUGGUAUCUCUGAUUAUAAAAAUAUGUUUGACAGGUAUAAUAUACAGCAACUAAUUAAAAAAAAAAAUGAAAAUAUAAAAUAUCCAUCUUUAUAUAUACCUAGUAACUUUUUUAAUCUUCAUUACUUGGAUAUUUUUACUAAUUUAAAUUAUAUUUUUUUAUUUAAAAGUAAUAAUAUAAAUUUUUAUAUAAAUAAUAAAAAAUAUGAAAAUACUUCCCCUUAUUUUUUUAAUUAUUUAAGUAAUAUUUUUUUUAAUAAUUCCACACAUUUACUCAUAAGUGAAUCGCAUGAUUUUUAUUUCAAUUAUUUAAAUGAAUAUAAAAAUACAAGAAGUUUUUUAUUCUAUACUUCAGAUAAACAAAACAAGAAAACUUGUAAAAAAAAUAAGAUAAAACAUUUCAGAAAUAAAUUAAAUCAUUCAAAAAGUAUAAAUAAUUAUUUAGAUUUUAGAAAGAAUGUUUUUAUUAAUGAAGACUUUAUUUUACACAAAAAUAAAAUCAAAGAAAAUUAUGAAUAUUCACAUAAUUGUCAAAUAAAGAAAUAUAAUAAAAAAGGAUUUAAUUUUAAAGAAAUAUCGAGAUCUUCCUAUGAAAGUUGUAUAUUUAGCAAUUAUUUUUACAUAAAAUAUAUUUUAUGUAGAUCUUUUGAUAAUAAUAUGAAAGUAUUAUACUCAAGAGAAAAAGAACAUUACAAUAUUUUUUCGAAUAAAUUGUUAUAUUUUUUGUGUUAUAAAAAUAUUUAUAAUAAUAUAAUGAGAUAUUAUAAAAAAUGGUUUUACUUAAAUGAGAAGAAAUGUUAUGUAAUAAAUGAACAUAACUUAAAAGAUAAAUUGAAUAUUACUUCUCAAAAAGAAAAUAUAAAUAAAAAUAAUAAAUUGGAGAAUUAUGAAUGUUAUGAAAUGAAUAAAGAAAAGAUAUAUAAUUUUAACUCAUCAAAUUUAUUUAAUAAGUCUUCUUUUUUUUUUAUACACAUAUUUAAUUUGUUUUUUAUAAAAAAGAAACAUCUUAACAGAAAAUAUAACACAUUUUACAUAAAUGAGAAUAGUAACAUAAGAAUAUUUAAAAAAAAAUGUAUGGAAGUAAAAAAAUAUUAUAAUCAAUUUUAUAAUGUAUAUAAAAAAGUAAGUGAAAAGUUUAAAAAGAAAAUUUCUAUAUUAUCAAAGAGCGAGAUAGAGUUGAAAAAAAAAAUAUAUAAAAAAAUUAAAGGUAAAGCAAAAAAAAACUUUUUAUAUAAAAUAAAUAAAAAAUUAUAUUAUUUAUAUAAUAAAAAAUUCAAUAAAAAGUAUUUUUUUAAUUUUCUUAUAAUAUACAAAUUAAAUAUAAUAAAAAAAUAUAUUAAUAGUGUUGUAUAUUCUCUAAUUAAUAUAAUGAAAAAAGUAAAAAUUAUACUCCUAAAGAAAAUAUAUAAGAAUAUUUGUGAAAACGUAAUUUGCUUUUUUAAUAGAUUAAAUAAAUUUUUUAUUAAAAAGAUGGAAGCUAAAUAUAAAAUAAGUGAAAAUAAGGAAAUAUUAGAAAAUAAAGAUUUCAUUAAAAAUGUUCAUUACAGAAGUUUAAAAAUUGAAAAAAAUCCUUAUGAAAUAAGCAAAAAUAAUGAAAUUUUAUUAAUUUUAUCAACUAUUGUUAGAAAGGAAAGAUAUCUAUUUUAUAAGUUAUUAUAUUUUCAAUGCUUUAACGCAGGACAAGUUCAAUUAAUUUAUUGUAUGAUGAAUUUCAUCAAAAUAUUCGAAAAAAUGUUCGAUUUGAAUAUGAGUGAGGAAUUUUUUAAUAAUUUCGAAUACUAUAAUAAAAGUCUAAAUAAUAUUUUUAAUAUAAACACAAAUUAUUACAUUAAGAAAAACAAAUAUUUGCUACAUGUGAUUAAUACAAAGAAAAUUAAAAGGUUGGCAGAUUAUAUUUUUAAUUCAAAAAAAAAAAAAAGGGAAAAUAUAAAAUAUAGCUCAUUUAUUUAUUUACAAAAUUCUCAUUUUAUUUUAGGAAAUGAAAUUUUAAUAGAUGCAAUGAAUAUAUUUAAUAAAGUUACUAAUUAUAAAUUCAAUGAUUUAAGAAUAGAAAUGAAAAAAAAUACAAGAAAAUUAUAUAUGGAAUUAUGUAAGCAAAAAGUUUAUAAAAAAAAAGAAUAUUAUUUUAGGUAUAAUCAUAAAAAAAAAAAAUAUAAAAAACAAGUCCGAAAAAUUUUAAGUAAUGAAUCGUUAAUAACUAUUGACCAUUUUCAAUAUUUAACAAAUAAGUCAUUUGUUGAUAUUUUCAAUAGUGUGAAUUAUUCCAAAGGAACAAGAAUAAAUAAAAAAGUUUUAUAUAUUUAUAAAAGUAUGAUAUAUUUUAUUUGUCGUUUUUUAAUAAGCAAAACAUUUUGUGAUCAUAGCACAAUAUUUAAUAUAUAUUCCAAAGGUGAUAACUUGUAUGAUCAAAACACUUCAAUAUUUUUAAGAAAUAAUCGUUUUAAAUUAUUAAUUUUAAAUAAAACUAACAAUAAUGUUACUAUCAAAAAAAAUUACAAUACUAAGAAAUUUAAUUGCCAAAAUGAAAAUCAAUAUAAAAAUGCUUCAGAAAAAAUGAAAAAAAAAUACAUAACAAAAAAUACAUUUUAUACACAUUUCCAUCCAUCUUUUAAAACUCAUUUAAAAAGAAGGAAAUUAAGAUAUAAUAGUAAAAUUAAUAAGAAACUUCAAAAAAUUUUAAUAAAUAAAUAUAUAAAGGAAAAAAAUAAACAAAUAUUUUAUCGUAUAAGUUUAAUUGAUUUAUCUAUUAAAUCAAUAAAUAAAAUAGACUACUGGACAAAACAAAUGGGUGAUAUUAUAUCUACCCAUAAAAAAUUUUGUUUCAAUUAA
Molecule: messenger RNA, 3870 nt
Organism: Plasmodium gallinaceum
Lineage: Eukaryota; Apicomplexa; Aconoidasida; Haemosporida; Plasmodiidae
Product: conserved Plasmodium protein, unknown function
Exons: 1
Coding region: 1-3870 (1289 amino acids)
Source: RefSeq, a predicted model, not a curated record